This is a messenger RNA of Harpegnathos saltator (Jerdon's jumping ant), 19134 nucleotides long. RefSeq names its product serine-rich adhesin for platelets. The transcript is spliced from 9 exons. The record is from RefSeq and is a predicted model, not a curated record. The coding region runs from base 408 to 17651 and encodes 5747 amino acids. NCBI's taxonomy places the organism in Eukaryota, Metazoa, Arthropoda, Insecta, Hymenoptera, Formicidae.
GGUCGGUCGGUCGGGUCUCUCGUCGACGGCCGUCGGGCCGCGCCGCGUCGGGGAGCCGCGUCCAAGCGAGUGAGCAACAUCGAGAGAGCCGCGCCUCCCGGAGACUCGCCCCGGAGAGUGUGUGCACGUUCCUGUCGCCCGCGCCGCCAAAAACGGCCAUCCGCAUCCAAUGACAGUGAUGUGUGUUGCUCCAGUGCUGUGCCCGGUUACUGUCGCCGUCUUCGUGGUCGUUCGCGUCGGGAGCUCGCUGCGCGCAUCCUGUGACUGUGACCGUGACUGCCGUGCCGUUACUAGCGCGCGGAGCCGCAGCUACCGUCGUCGCGAUGUGCCUCGCCGACGUUGCCUUCGCUCGCGAGAUGCUUUGUUUUAGGCCCGAAUGAUGACGCUAGGUGACCUUGCGGGAAAGUAUGAGGGAAAGAACACCCUCCGCCGACGACACCCCGAAAAGGGCUCCACCGGCACCAACCAGAGAGGCGGCAUCGACGGACGUAGUUGGUAGCGGCGACACACCGAACGACGAGCCGGCCGAGGGUUACCGUACGGCGAAAUUGUCCGUUUCCUCUGCAGCCUGUACGACGGCGUCAUCUGGCAUGGUGGCGUCGACACAGAGCCUGGACGAUCCGGGUGUCAACCAUCCGGCCAACGCGAGCAGCGGCGACCGCCAGCAGCACCAGCAGCAGCAACAGCAGUUGCAGGAGCGGUACGGUCACGCCUACAGAUCGACCCAGACCGCCCAGGACAAGCGAUCUCGGCUGAGCAACGUGAUCAACAACUUGCGCAAGAAGGUGCCGGACGGAGCUUCCAGGAACGCGGCGGCGGCUCCCGAUUCACCGAGGGAGGAGGAGGAGGACGAUCGGUCCAGUGUCGAGAGGAACCUGGAGAGUCUGCAAAAGUACGUGAUGACGAUGCUGAGUAACGUGAUCGAGGGUGACGACGAAGAGGACAAGGAGGACGUCGUGGGUGGCAAGAACGCCGACAAGACGAAGGAGCCUUUGGGCGAAGGUGAUAUCGAAGCGGCCGUUGUGCCGCAAUUGGACGACACCACCAUGACAAUCAGCUCCAGCGACACGGAGAACAAUGUCGGGUCCUCGGAGAUGGUAGAUUGCCCGGAGGCGAAGGGCACGACGGAGGUGACGGUCGAGGACUCGGAGGAGAGAGUGGAGCAAGAAUCGAAGGUACCUCUUCGAAAAACGGAGGAAGGGCGUACGGAUGUCGAUGAGAAAGAAUCGUUGGAUAGCUGUGAUGAAGGCGACCACCGGGACGUCUCGCGGGAGAAGAAGACUCGAACUCUGGACACGGUCGUGGUAGACAGGUUGAGUGAGCAUCAGGCGAACGAAAGGGCGAACGUCGACGACGGCAGAGGAGGAGAUCAGCGAGAGGAGCAAAAGGACGCAAAAGCAGCGUCGCGAGGAAUCUGCAAAGAGACGCUACAAGAUCUCAUGAGCAAUGUCGAGUCGGGGGUGAAGGAGACCACGACGAAGGAGACCAGCCAAGAGCUGCUGUUGACGAGUCUACAUUGCAGUCUGCCCUUAGACAAGGUCGUAUCCGUGCUUCAGAACUGUCAAACGGGCGAGUCGCUGAUCUCGCGGGUCUCCUCGGCGGCGUUCUCGGGCUCGUCGUCCUCGUCAGUCGGCGCGGCGCAGAGCCCGACGCAGAAGCUGUUGCCGCCGUCGAAGCCGUCGUCCUCCACCGCCCCGGUCAGGCUGCUGUGUCUGUACUGCGACAGAAAGUUCGCAUCCAUAUCCCUGCGGCAGCGACACACCGAGAGGGUGCACCAACUCGGCGGCGGCAGGAGAUCGGAAAGAAAUCCACGGAAACCUUCGCAAAAUUGUCAGUAUUGCUCGGAGAGGUGCGCCGACACGUUAGAUGGACUGUUUCAACACAUGGUCAGCAGUCACGGGGACAAGUACCACGCGUGUGUUCAAUGCUCGACGAGGUUUCCUAGCCGGGAGGCUCUGAUGGGCCACACGAGCGAGGUACACGGCAGUGGUGCCGAGAGGACCGGCCAGGCUCAGCCGGAAAAAGUCAAAGAAGGCUCGCCCUGCAAGGAAUUCUGCGGCCAAAGUAUCCGCGAGAAGGUGAACGCGCCGUCGAUCAGAGAAAGAAGACCCGAAGAGAGCGAAUCGGAGAGUCAAGGUGACGUUCGAUUGGACAACAAUCGGACGAAACUCAUCGCGACACGAGAGCCCGUCGAUAACCCGGCCAGUCCCGAGUUCGACAGUUCCUUCUACACCAACGUGAGCUGCAACAUCCGCGAAAAUCUGCUGCACCACCUGGACGGUAAGCUGCAAACGAUAAGCGGCUUGUCGCCGACGUCCUCAUCGGUCACUGUCGCGAACACGACAAUGACGAUGACGACGAUGACGACGACGACGACGACGACGACGACGACGACGACGACAACGGCGACAACGUCGACGUCGACAUCGUCGUCGACGACGACGACGACGACGGAGCCGAAAUCGCAACAGCAGCAGCAACAGCAACAACAGCAACAACAACAAACACAACAGUCCUACUACGAGCACAGUGUUAAUCAGAUUCAAUUUCCCAUCGACAUCUCGCUAACCGCGGCGACGCCGGUCUACAGCAAGGACUACACGGCCGAGGAGUACGAGAACUCGAGCGAAUACGCCCGUAAAGCCGGUAAGACCAGUAGCGGGUCGCGACCGCGCAGAGUCUCCUUCGAGAAGUACAAUUUCCCGCGGAAGUACGACGGCAGGGGUCAAGGCUGGACAUGCUCCAUCAAGGAUCUCAGCAAUUUCGACAUUUCCACGCAGCUGUUGCUCAGGAAGAAGCAACAGCUGAUCAAGGAACGCGUCGCCAUUAGCAGGGUGGGUCAAACUGCCGUGUCGCCGCCCAGUGAGAGCACUGAGGUGCGUGAGCCGGAACAGGCCGAGUCUGUCGUCGAGACCGCGACGACGAUUAAGCAGGAGAGCACCAAUGACGGCAGCGGGGUCGACGCCACUUCCGCUCUCGACGCGAUCUGCUGCGGCCUCGGCGAACCGCCUUCAUGUGAGAUCAAGCAGGAAACGACGACGACUAUGGAGUCAUCCGCCGCGUCGUCGGAUCCGACCAAGUCUACGCCGGCGAGCGCGGACUUCAACGCCGAAUUCGCGGAGUUUAUGAAAGUGACCAGGCGAGAGCAGGGCGCCAACGAGGCGGCCAGCGUCCAGGAGGAGGCUGUGAACGCGGAAUUGAGCGGCGAAUGGGCGAGACCGCGGAUUUAUAUCUGCGGCGCUUGCGGCUCCAGACAUGUGACGCUGAAGGAGAUGGAGGAGCACAAGGUCUCCGCGCAUCUGCAUGUGCUGUGUUCGCACUUCGAGCUGGCCGGCGACCAGCGCGAGCACUACCAACACCUGUAUCUGCCGGGCCGCAACGCGCCCACCGACGAGGCGCAACGCGCUACCCCGCCGACGGAAACGGCGUGCACCAAGUGCGCCAAGACCUGCCACGACACCGGCGAGCUGCACAGACACAUGCUGGAGUGCGGCGGCGAUCACGCCUGGCUGCUCGGUCUCACCGGCAGCGCCCGGAAGAAGUGCAAGUGGCGGCCGUUCGGCAGUCGCAGCCGUAGACGACGUCAACGCGGCAUGAAGAGGAGCAUCCAGAAUUCGCAGAGCUCGUCGCGAGUCAGCACACCUCGAGAGAGGCAACAGCCGGCUGGGCCCCGAGUCCGACCAAGUGACCGCGAGAGCAUUCAGAAGAUGCUGGCCAAUCUGCCACCCAAGAGGGCCACGAGGAAGAUCCUGCAGGACAACGCGCUGAGGAGCCAGGGUAGACUUCGUAACGUGCAGACUCGAACGAGGCCCCGUAUGAUCGGCGACAACUCGUCCGCUUCACGAAUCUCGCGUAACAAGGCGGCCCUGAGGAACAAACUGCUGAAGAACGCCAAGUCGAUCCAGCGGAAUCGUUGCCGGAGCGAUAACAUAUCCGCGGUGAUCGAGAGCGUCGUGAGGAACUGUCACGAGAACGACAAGAAGAAAUUGAACGAUGACGGCAGCGAUGAGAGCGCUGCGACCGAGGGGACUGGAAGUAAGGACGCCAAAGAGAUCAACGAGAGCUCGUCAAAGACCGACAGAGCUUCCGACCUAGUCGAGCGAGCCGUACGAUCGAAAGUCGUGGGCCGGCUCAAGGUCCUCGGCAAAAGGAGGAACGUGAAGACGAGGACCGGCCCGAUCGGAAGCUCGUCGCGACUUCCAAGUAGAAGCGCCAACAAGUUGGCGACUUUCAAGGCUAGGAAGAAGUCCAUGAAGUUCAAGAGCGUCGUCACGUCGCAGACGAAGGCCGACGCGAGCGGCGAGGAGGUAUCAUCUCCAAAGAGCACACCAAAGAACGCGAAGACGAUACCGAGAGCGACCGACAAGGAUGACAACGUCAGUACUGACGGCAAGAAAACAUUGACAACGUUUAGCAAAAACAAAUUGUCGCAGGUUACAUCGAAGAGAAAACGUCCCGUGGACCCCGUGGCGUCGCUGAACGCUUCCAUCAAGGCGAAGUCGCAGCUACGCACGCAGGAUGGCAAGUUCGCGCGUAAUCCGAACAAGCCGGACUCGCCGGCGAAAUCACCGGAUUCGAAAAUGGAGAACGAGGGCAGACACAGCAAAGUUGCCGAGACGACGCUGACGGAGACGAAGCUGAAGCCGAAAACAGUGCAAAAGCCGGCCAAGAGAAGUGAGCUUCAACCACCGCGGAGAGUCACCCGGCUGUCGUCGGACAGCGACAAGAUGCCGACCUUGGAGCCGGCCGUGCAAAUUUCCUCCAACGAAGAGUACGUCGAUAAAUCGACGAACGACCUGCCGAUCUUGUCGCCCGUGACUCCAGCGGCGUCCCUUCAAGAGCAAAAGAUAUCACGAGCUACCACAAAGUCCACCUCAACGUCGAGGGAGAAGGAGAGCGAUAUGGAGACUGACACCGAUCUCGAGGCAGUGCUGGAGAAGCCUGCGAGAGAGCAGAAGCCAACGAGAGGGAGGAGGCCGAAGGAGGAGAAGGACAUGGCGAAGCGGAGGGAAACCAACACGACUGAGGAGAACGAGACCUCGUUUUCCAAGAAUAGCUCGAAAACACCGAAAGAAGGAAGGGUGAGGAGCCGGAAGAGCUCACCCACCAAGAGCAAUGCCGACGACAAGAAGGAGGAGACUAACAAGAGCGAGGCGAUCGGCAAGACAGACUCCAAAUGGAAGAGGGAGGAAACCACGAAGGAGACUCGAAGCAACUCGAGGAGCAAGCUGGAGAAAGACAUCGUAAUCUUGCCGAACAUCCCCUUCGAGGUGAAGAAGCUGCUGGGCUCAGCCAGCAAGGAGGAUCUCUUGAACACCUUGGAGCUCGCGACCAGCGACAGUGGCUUGAAACGCAACCUCCGCCAAUUGACGCCAAGGUCAAGCGAGAAAAGCGCACGGGAGCUCGAUUACGAGUUGGACGGCCCAAGAAGCUCGAGCAAGAAGGAGAAGCUCGAUGCAAUUAGAAAAUCGUCUCGGAGGAACGGCGAGAAGAGGGCCGAGGAUAAGGUGAAAGCGAGUCUAGAGAAGGACGCGGUUAACAACGCAGUGACGAGCGAACGAGCUCAUCAAGGGAGAAAAGGGGGGGACGUUCGAGUGGGCGCGAAGACGAAGGAGAUUGCCAGCGACAACCCCGAUAUCGAAGGUAAGAUCGACAGCAGGCAGGCGAUAACGUCGUCCAUUUGCUCUCGAUCGAACUCGCGAUCGACCGAACCUUCCGCGGAAGUCGAAGGUGACAGAAAGGAGAGCGAAUCGUCGGGAAAACGUCGUAGUCGAAACAAAUCGCUUGAGAAACCAGCCGAUGAAACCGACAGCGCCUGUGCACUGGAGGAGCAGCCGAUUCGAAAAUGUGACGAAAAUGUAGCGUACGGCGAUAAGCAGGCUGAAAAGGAAGUCGAGAAGGUCCUUGACAAGGUCGACAAGCUCGACAUGAACGAAGACGAGUGCCAGGAGGGCGACAACAAUUCUGACGAGCACCUGGACUCAGCGAUGAUGAACUUGAGUCUGAGUCAUCUGCUCGAGAUGAACAACUCGGUCGACAGCGGCAAGGAGAACUCUUUGGAAGCCUCUAUGAACGUCCACAAGCUGAAAGCGGCGCGUCCUAGGAAAGGAACGCGUCGAGAGCGAGCGUCGAGGAAGAGAUCACUCAGCAACGUCAUCGGCAUUUUGACCGAGGGCAUGAAUAUCCCGGUGGAGGCGCAGCAGAGUGUAGUGCUGACGGUGCACACCAAUUUGGACAAUGACCCGGACCGGUUGACGCGCAACGGUGUCGCGCAACAGCCGACGGGCGAAGGUAACGUGGUCGCUGUGGACUCGUUCAGCGAGCUGGUACUCGCCAAGGGCGACGAAUCGUCGGAAAACGAGGUCGUGACGGCGAACGCAACCGCUAGCCAUCAUCGAGUCGACGACAUUGAAAGGAACAACCAUCCUAGUCCGGGCGAAGCGCAGGAUGACGAAAACGCCUUUCCCAGUCAGAAGGCCGACGUGUCGCCGAAAGUGACGAGCACUAAGGCGCGGUCACCGGCUAACGACAUCAUUCUCGAUUUAUCCAGAAGGAAGCACAAGGGUAAAGGUGGUUCUUUCUUGGAGAAGAUCGUGUCGAAGAUAGCUAAGCAGAAAGACGCCCUGCUGGAGGGCGAGGUUGGCUCUCUGCUGGACACCGCGGCCGACGAAUUGACCAGCAUUCUCGACGAGGUCGGGCCGGCUUUGACCGAGAACGGAGAGAGCACUAGUCCUAGCGAAGCGAGCAACAGUAAAAAUGAAAUGAACACGUCCACUGAUGUCGAAUGCCCGACCGACUUGUUGAAGAUUCAGGACGACCUCGAAGAAAAGUCAACGGGAAAGACUGAGACGCAGAUCCAGAGCGAGAAUCAAAUCAAGGUGAACGGUGCUGCGGAUAAUGAAAUGAAGGUCAACAAUGACGUGGACAAGGAGUUGAGUGACGUAAACGUCGUUGAGAAUUCACCGAUCGAAUCUUGCGAGAAUAAACCAACAUUGAACGAAGAGGCGACUGUCCCAACGGAAAUGCCGAGUGAGGUUCCAUCAGCAACGGCAGAUAUUUCGACGGAAGUUCCCGAUUCACCAGACGUGAUGCAAAAAACAGAGAAAGUCGAGGAGAAGGAAAACGGCAGAAGAUCCAGGAGAAAAUCCAGGAAGAGAUCGUUAGAGGACGCGAGCUCGCAGAGGAAAGGCAAGAGCCGAGCGGUGAAAGCCGUUGAGGAACAUGCUGAAGAAAAUGCGAAAGACCUUCGGCUCGACGACGUCGUCGCACUCGUUCACAAGUCAGAGGAAGCAUCCAACGUUGAAAGUGAACCUUCGAAGGAAGACGACGCAAUUCCAGAAACUUCGAACGCGGCCCCCGAGAUCGAGAAAGUUCCAAGUAUCGUAGAUAAAACAGUUAGUGAUGUGCCAGAGCCGUCAAGUUCGACUCUUGCGAACGGUUACAACGACUCGAUUCCAGAGAAAUCCGCCGAUCUUCCAGAAACCGCCUGCGAGGAUACGAAGGAAUUAACAACGAACCUUGAAGAAUCCGUGGACAAAAUUACAUCUGAUAACAGCAUUAACGACGUUCAGCCGGGAGACUCGAUCGAGACCUGCUUAGCAUUCCUUUCCGAUUCAUCGGAAAAGAAUGCUAAAAGCGGAAAAUUUGCGGAGAAGACACGAAAGAAGAGUCACAGUGACCCGAGCGAGUCUUCCUCUAAACGUACGUCGAGGAGAAAAUCGCAACCCGCCUUACUCCUCGCUCCUCUUCCAGCAGAUACUGCCAUAGAUAGCUUCCAGCCCUCUACGAGUGACAAAGUGGAAGUAUCGACUUCGUCAUCCAUUACGAAAGAGGAAGAGCCUUUGGGAUCGAUCAAUGAGCAGCAUUCGAUGAGCGCCAAUAGUAUGAGCGAGGACCAAGUUGCUUCCGCAAACAAAUCCUUGUCUCCAGUGGAAGCGACACCUCAAAAACACAAUGAAACACAAGCAAUCGCCAACUCGGGCGACCCCGUUAAUCCGCCACCUCCCAAAACAACGAAGAAGAAGCGUGGUAGAAAAAAGAAGUCAUUAGCCGAUGAGCAUCUCGAUCUACCGGAUGACGAGCCUGCCGAAGUCACUUCAAAACCUAACGAACAACCUAAUAUCGCAGACUCCAACGGAUUAUCCGUCAGCUUGGAACACUUCAAAGUGCCGGAAAUGCUGCAGGGCGCGAAGAAACGUGGCAUAAAGAGAAAAUCGUUGCCCGAGGACGGUCGCUGGAACGGCGGCAGCGUUCCCGAAGAGGCUCGCGCGAACGACGAGUCCGGCGAAGUCAGCGAGACUCCCAACGUGGUCGAGAAAAGCGAAGAGCCGGAUGAAACGAAGAAACACGCCGUGAAGGAGGAAUCCAGCACGCGAAAGUUGGAGAGAUCGAGUUCUUCCGACUCGAUCGGGCCUACCGCAUCUUCGAAGGUAAGAUCCGCGUUUCGCAAGAAACAGCAGUCGUCGAACGAGGAUCUCGCCGAUUCCGGGCUGCGUGGUCAGGGUGCCGAGAGCACGGAUGACCUGUCUGAAAGCUCAUGCACUAGCGAGUUCAGCUACUUUCGCAAAAAGCGCUUCGCGAAAAAAAAGAAGAAGGAAGAGAAAGAGGAGGAGCAGGAGGACACCGAAGAAGCUGGUAAAAAGCCUCUAGCCGACUCCUCCGUCGCAGAUCCGAAGGCGUUGAACGACGACAGACGAAAGCCAAAAGGGAAGACGAAGUCGCUGCUCGAUGAGCACCUGGAUCUCUCCGAUACGGAUGACAUCAACAAUCCAGUGGACAUCCAGGCCUCGUUGGAGGACACAAAAGUCUUGGAAAACAUCGAAAGAGAACUCGACCUGACCGAGUCCUCGGAUUUGAAGCUGAACGAAAACGCGAACGAGACUAUCGCGGUGACGGACAAAGCUACGACGAACAACGACUCGCCCACCAUUUUGAAGCAAGCAUCGGACGAUUGCGACUCGCCGGACGACCCAGUGUCCUCGAAGAAACGCGCCGCUGGUAACUUUGUAGUGGUGCAUACCAAGACUGGCGAGAUCCUCAUCGUGGAGAAGCGGAGGAAGCUGACGAAGGAAGCGGCGAGAUUCUUCUGUGACGUGUGCGCCACCAGCUUCACCCGUAAGAGCUCCCUGAAGAAGCACACGCAGUCGCAGUCCCAUUUGUCGCAAAUGUCGAAGACUGCCAAGGUCGAGAAGGUCGAGCUGGCCAACAGCCACAGCAUGCUCGAGAAUAGCGUCGGGGAGACUAGUAACGAUUGGAAAAAUUAUCAAACGAGCUAUUUACAGACAAGAAGUGUCUCGGAAGAUGUGUCACGAGAACCCUCCGGAAAUUCUGUGGAAUCGAGCGAGAGCUACGUUGCUUACUCUACCAACGCGGAAUCGAUGAAUUCUCUUAUGGAUAUCCGAGCGACGAGGCAGCAGUCGCUGGAGGACGAGCUGCUGGACGAAGAAAUCUGCAAGAUCACCGAGAACAUGAGCCACGACGAGUACGUAUUGACCGACCACGUGACACCGCAGCCGCCGGAGGCGUCGUCGACUCCGAUCAAGAAAUCGAUCCAACCGAAAGGUGAAGAGAACUCGACGCGACGCCGACACGGCGAGAAGAAACGCAACAAGUCGAAAAAGAGGAAUCUGGCGGAGGAACAUUUGAUCCUGGACAGUCCCGAGUUGAACAAGUCCAAGAUCGACUCCGACGAGCUGCCAAACUCGGCCAAUAAUGUUACACUGGUCCCUCCUCCACCACCACCACCCUGCGAAAGUAGCACGACGAAAGAGAUCGAGAAAAUGUCAGAACUGGCAGAGGAUGUACCUGAAGAAACUCGCGCGAAUUCCGCUCAGACGAGAAACCAGGCCGAGUCGGCCAUGAAGAACUUGGGUGAGAGAGUGGAGGAUAUCAAGAUGUCAAUCUGCGACAUCGACAAAGAAGAGGAGCCCACGGAGCCCGCGAAAACAACAAGGCGCACGCUGAGGAAACUCUCCAAAGUGUAUAACGACGGGAAAGACGAGGAUCGAACGGUAUCCUCGCUCGACAGCGACAGGUCCUCGAAUCGUUUCAGUCUAAGACUCAGAAGAAACAAAAGGGUCCAACACUACGACGAGUCCGACGUCGACAUGUACUUUAUGGACAAUUCUAUAGAAAUGAACGGCGAUGAAAUAACCGAUAACCGCGACAUGGAAACGAGAUCUAACCAAGCGGAUGUAGAGACUGGCAAGGAUGCAUUGCCAGAGACAGCGGAGUUGCACGACAAGAAGCACGUUGACCCACCCUGUGAGGACAAGGCAGUUGUAAAACCAUCGAAACUAGAGCUGACCAAGUCCGGUAGAAAACGUGGCAGGCCAAGACUGAAAGAUCGAGUCGUUCCGAACGCGACAAGUGUUGCCGCUGCUGCGGAACCCGAAACGCAGCACAGCGAAGCGAACGGUGUCGUCGAAGAGGCAGGAAAACUCGAAAAAUCAAAACUCAAGGAUCAAAAAUUAAGUUCGCAUACCAAAGAGCACUUUGAGGAGACCUGCAAGCCGCAGCAUCUCGAUACAAACGUGCAGCCUUCUAAGCCGAAAAGAGGCAGGCCUAGGAAGAACGUCGCACAGGUCGCGAAUAAUCCUCCCGUGCAAACAGAUAGCUGCACCGUGUCCGUGUCGACGAGAUCUGAUCGCGACGAAGCGAAAGAGAAGAUCGGGGAGGUCGCGUCUCACCCUGAAGCCGCUGAAGAGGCUGCUCUGCCAAGUCUCGUCGAUUCUUCGGCGCCAGACACUGAAUUCUUGCCUACCGUUGAAGAUCACACGCGUGAAUCGAGUUUGUCGGAAUUCGCGCAAAAGGAUCUAAACGUUGAGGAAGCAAACGCUGAAGUGAAGAACGAGCUACGGCUCACCGAGCUGGACACUCCCGAGGACCGGUUGGCGCAAGAAAUGGAACUUCUAAAGGCUAAAAUAGCUGACAUCGCAUCAACGAAAAAUGAAGAGUGCCAAGGGUCUAACGUUGCGUCAGAGGAAAACAACAUCGUCGAUACGUCCGACGACGUGAAAUUGGAGGAUAAGCCAAGUCACGAGGAAGCGAGCGAGAAUAUUGCUGUUAACCCGACUGACGAGCUUUCAGCUGAGGAAACGAGCGAGAGUAUUGCUGUUAACCCGACUGACGAGCUUCCAGCUGAAGAAACGAGCGAGAAUAUCGCUGUUAACCCGACUGAUGAGCUUCCAGCUGAGGAAACGAGCGAGAAUAUUGCUGUUAACCCGACUGACAAGCUUCCAGCUGAGGAAACGAACGAGAAUAUUGCUGUUAACCCGACUGACGAGCUUCCAGCUGAGGAAACAAGCGAGAAUAUUGCUGUUAAUCCGACUGACGAGCUUCCAGCUGAGGAAACGAACGAGAAUAUUGCUGUUAAACCGACUGACGAGCUUCCAGCUGAGCUUUCGUCUGAGAUUAUCGAGGAAGCUCAGUGCGAUGUGUCGCAAGUACCAACCACGGUCGAAGCUUUGAAAUCGGUGGAAUCUGAAACGGUCGAUGAAAACGCCGAGAUUCAGAGGCCGACAGAUCAGUCAGAACCGUUGGACGAGAAGCUGACGAAAUUGGAAGAGGAAUCUCCUGAAGAGGAGAUUCGCGAACGACCCCAAACGGAGGAAGUGGAAGAACUGAAGCUGUCGUCUGAAUCGGAGAACAGCGAAGACGAAGUGGUGUCCAAUGACAAGUCGCUUCCCGUCGUGAGUUCUCACGAACUACCAUCUCGGGAGGCAAUAGAUGACAGCGAUGAGAAGACGACGAUCCAAUUGGCGGAGACACCUAACAAGAAGCUGUCGAAAUCGUCCCAGUCAUCGAGCAACAAAGAACGAGAAGCUGACCGCAGAAAAUCAAAGGCGUUCAAGGGCAAAAAUAAGAAGGCUACGGUGAAGAUCACUGAGCUAUCGAGCGACAGUGAGAAUGAAGAUAAGAACGAAACCGCCUCUUCGAGCAAGAACAAGAUCGUUAAAAGUGUGUUCGGCCGAGUGUUCGUUAGCGAGAAGGCGGACAAGGUGAAGGAGGUGCUGAACGACUGGGUGUCGCGGUCGGAGGACGACUCGGACAUGUCGAGAAGCGCUUCGGAAGCGAUAUCCUGCAUGCGUAACUCGACGAAGAGCUCUGAAAGCGAUCACAGGAAAGAGAAGAGACGGCAUGCAGGCUCCGAUGCGAAGAAGGACACCGAACGAUCAGGCAGGAAGAAGAAAAACGACCGGGGUAGCAGCUCCAGUACUCACGGGAAGUCGAAGAAUCGAAAGAAGCGCGAGAAAGCUCCCGAAACGAUAUCCAAGGAUCACGCCGAGUCGCCUAUUUACCCGACCAAACGAAAGCGCAGAGAAAGCAAGAUCAGGGCGGACGAGAGGAUCGUGAAGACCUUCGACGAAGAAUCGCCGGUCCUCUCGGACGAGAAUGACGACAUGAACGAGGCUAAUGAGACGCACAAGUCGAGAAGUCAGCUCGAAGAUGGCCAUGUGAGCGAGAAGGACAAGGAAUCCGGCAGGCACCGCGAGGAGGACUGGAAUCGAGCGAAGGAGAGAAGUCUUUCCAGCGCCAACGACUGGGAGAAUCUUCGAGCCGGCCACGACACUCACGGAAAGUUCAAGACUGGCUCCAGCUGCCGUAAGAAGCGAGACGGUACCGCGAGAAACGAGCGUUCCUCGUCUCCAUCGCAGUUCAACGUGUUCAAGUAUAGACGCAGGGAGAGCAAGAGCAAGGCGGACGAGAAAGUCUGGAGGGCAUUCGAGAACAAUGGCGCUUCGUCGUGCCUCUUCAACGAUCAGAACGUUCGCGAGACCUCCAAGGAGCGGGAGACGCUCUACGAGCCCAGAGAUGCGGAUCGCUCGAGUAAUUCGAAGAGCACCAAACGGUGCAAGGAGGGUGACGCUUGGGAAAACGCCAAUUUAGAUGAUCAGGAUCCGAUGAAGGCAAGCAGCGGACGUGGAAAGUCGAGGAAGGACUCGACGGCUCGCAAGCGACAGGAUCCCAACGCGACAGGCAAAAUCGGUAAGACGAAAACGGAGGGGAAAAGUACGAAGGACUUUGAGAAUGAUUCGUUCAUCAACCUGAAGGAUCAGGAAACAAAGAAUGAGGCGCAAGAUGGUGAAACGGCGCGAUUGAGCAACGAGUCGCGGAACCGGUCGAAGAAUCUGACCAUCGCCAAGAACACCGGUCACGAGUACCUAUCUUACCACGACCUGAUGACUCCGAAAUACGCGAGUGAAGAUCAGGAUAACUUGCCAAUAGCAUCGGAUCAUCAGACGAGAGCGUCGGCGAGUUGUAAGAAGAAGAAAGGAUAUGCUAACGAAGAUUAUAGGCAAUCGGCGAGGGAUCCUGCGUUCGAGCAGGAGAUUCCCGCGGAAGACGACCGGCCGAGCGAGAAGGACAUCACGCAGAAGAAGAACGAGGAGGCCACGGCGUCAUCGCGCAGCAACAGUAGCCUAGCAGACGAAGGGCCGGCUCUGAGCGAGCAAACGGUCCUCGAUGGAAAUUCUCAGACAGCCCGCGAGUCCGACGAGGACGAGAACGAGGAGGAAGAAGAGGAUGACGACGACGAGGACGAUGCUGGUAGGCGAAGGAUGUCGCCGUUGUUUGCUCGUGAGACUCCCGACAGCUCCAUAGAAAGCAGCUCCAACAACGAGGAAGAAGACGAGGAAGAGGAGGACGAUGACGAUGAUGAAGAGCGCACCUCACACGAGGACAAUUCCAGGAAGACGAGCGAGUUCUCCGGAGAGAAGAUCGUCAUCAGGUCGCCGUCGUCGGGUCGUAGGUCGGAUGUGGUGACGAUCGCGCCCACGGACGCGAUCGAGGACAACGCCCUGGACGUGCCGAGAGAGAUCGAGUCAACUACCGAGCCGCGGCAAGGCAAGAUCUUGAACUUCGACGAGGAGCUUUUCGUGGAGUGUUGCUCGCGUUUGAAGGCCACGAGCGAGAACGAACUAAGAGGCGCGAAGAAGAUCAAGCUAGACCACACGGAGUCCUAUCACAGGCGAGACGACCAGCCGCAGGGCUUCAGGGUCAACAGAGACCGAUGGAGGGACGUGGAGAGCCAGAACAGCCUCGGCAGUCUGUUGGAAUCGGUGAAUCAAUUACUCGGCGAAGAGAUGUACAGCGGCCACGAGAGGAGCUACCGGACGCGCGGCAGCGAGCGGUCGAGCAGAUCAGCCAGCCCGGACGCGUCGCGAGCCGACAACCUGGGCUACGAGGACAGCUUGGACGUCGCUUUCGAGCACAACAACAAGCUGCGGGAUAAGAUACAGCAGCGGAUGAGGGAGAGCGAGAGUCUGAUAGCCAGCACAUUUGGCCAACGGACCAACGACGACGAGCAGGAUCGCCUCGGCGAUGACAAGCGAGACGACUCGUACUCCUCGAAUGCCCACGAGCACUUGUCCGGCUCAGCUGCGUCGAACCGAGACCAGCUACCGUCGCCAGGGUAUAGAAACAAGGCCAACGCUACCCUGGGUGGCCUACUGGACAAGGCACUGUCCAACUUGUUGCACAACAACAGCAAGCAUGAUCAUAACGGCUCCGCUCCGAUGAAGCUGUUGGCAGAACUGGCGUGUGCACGUGCCCCGACGUCCACGUUGCCGGAGGACGACACCACGGACGGCAAGAAUCAUCAAUCGGUGAAGAUGGUCGCAGCGGCGGUGGCGGUGGCGGCGGCCGCGGCGGCAGCGGCCGCGGCCAAGGAUUCUAUCUCGGACUCGCCGAAGAAGUCGGCGAGGGACACUGCAGUUGCACCGAGACACUCGUCUACGAAGAAGACGCGCAAUCCUAUCAGGGAGCUGUUCGAGCGCAAGAAGGAGAUGAAUGACAGGAAGCAGCAGGAACGCUCGAAGACGGUGACACUCGUGGAGCUAAACAGCGCGCAGCGACCGCGCAAAUCGAAGAAAAGCAAGAAGCAACAGCAACAGGAGUUUCCGUUGAUCCGCAGGGACGAGCACUACGGCGGCCUGGUCGAGAAGAAGAAACGCCGUGACUCCUUAGAGCGCAAAACGGAGCCACUGAUCGAGCGGGUGAAGGACGUAUACGAGUUCGACGAGGAGGAGAGUCAAACGGCGCCCACUUUGGGUAGCGUGAUGUCCUACAGGAGCCAAGUGGAGAAACACUACGAAAGUAGCUGGUCGAAAGUGAAGAACAUUGACGAGGAUUUGGAAGCAGUCUUGGAGAACGGCAAGGCCAGCUACGUCGCGGACGCGAAAGUAAACGAGAGCACGACCGAUCGCAAGUUCCGGGAACUGGAGAAGUUCGCGCCCAAGACGAAAGGCGCCUUGAAGUCUUUCCAGAGCGAGGAGCAGCAGCACGUCGUCGUGGCGAUCAGCGGACCGAUGGACGAAUUCGUGGAGCGGAAGCAACGUCUGAAGCGCAGCGCCGUACAGCACAGCGGCAGUGGUAAGCAAUCCAAGCUGAAGAAACGAAGCAAGAGCUCGAAGAAACGAGGGAAGAACACGUGGUACGAGAACGACAGCUCGGAUGAGUUCAGGACGGCCGCGAAGACGGAGGAUGUCGGCGUUGGCAUUUCCAAAAGCCAGCGCGCCUGUUCAAAGGGCAAGCAGAACUUGUUCGCGGAGUUGUCGACUUCAUCUGAGAGCGAGUACGAAUCGGCCGACGUCGGCCAUGUGGUUGCAAGCGAAUCGCCACGUCCGUCGAAGUCGAAGAAGUACCCGAAGAAAUCGCUCAACGCUGACGUUGACGCUGACGUUGGCGUCGACGUUGACGAAGACGACACGGAUCGUAACGGUCGAAUGGUUAACGAGCUCGAGUUGGAGAACGACGAUCAGACUGCGAACGACUGGAGGGAGCGAUCAGCGAUUGAUGAGGAAGAAGACACCACGAAGAAGAGCCGCGACACCGCCAAGUCGGAGUCGGAAAUGUCAGACCACUCCUUGGUGAUAGAUGAGAGAAAGGCAACGGACGAGGCGAGGAACAGCGACGACGACUGUGACAAUCAGUACGAGAGAACGUUCGAAUUGGACGAUUUGUACAGGGAAGACAGCUCGGACGCGGAAUCGGAAACCGAGGAGAACGAGACAGUGGCACCGACAGCUGAGGAGCCGAAGAAUACAAUUGAGGUAGAGACGUUGGACAAGAACACGUUCGAAGACGUGACGGAAAUUACGUCGACAAACGUGAAGAACGAUUAUGUGCCGGAGAAGGAACUGAUUCCCUUGGAGGAAGCGUUGGAUCUUUUGGAUCGGCACGAGGAUCUCGAGCCGAAGUUGGAGAAUGUAAUUCGCGGGACGGAAAUCGCAGCAACGGAAGGCACGCAGCUCCUGAACGGCAUCAUAGGAGCUGUCGUAGCGGAGGAAGAAGAGGAAGAAGAAGAAGAAGAAGAAGAAGAAGAGGAAGCUUCUAACGAUGGGAUCGGUCGUGAGGAAGUAGAGAGCAAACACCUCAGUCUAACGGAAGGGCCGGACGAGAAGGAGGAUGCGGACGACGACAUUCCGGUGCUGCCUGAGAAACUGUCCAGCAAUGAAAAGCCUCAGAAGGAGUCCGACAACUUGCCGCUUCAUGUGUUCCUCAGCAGAAAGGUGCAAGAGUCGAAGAAGCGAAAGCAGCAGCAGUUGGAUAAGAUGCGGGAGGAGCAGGAGCGGUUACUCCUGGACUUUCAGCCGACCAGGAGGCAAAGGAAGUGUGCGAUAGGGAAGCAAGGCCUGCUGGCGGAAAUAAGCAGCUCGGACGAGGAAUCCUAUGCGAGGGAUAACAGCAAACGUAGCGGCGACAGGUCGGAACACGAGAACAAGCUGCGCAAGAAGAGAGAAUCCAAGGAGAAGAGGAAAGAGCGAUAUAUCGAGAAGAAGCACGAGCAGAUGAUCGCGAAGGAGCAGAAGGCGAUCGAGGAAGAGAUCUUGCGAGAAGUCGGCAAGAGGAAAGAGAUCCUCGCGCAAAACCCGAACGAUGUGCUAGCGCCAAGUACCGACAACGCGAUCGAGGCCGCCAAAGUCAUUGCUGUGCAAACCCAGAAGAAGAAACACCAGAUGAAAGAUAAGCAAAAGAGAGUCGACGAGGAGAAAGAUGCUGAGGAGAAUACGGAGGAGCACACUAGUCACUCUCCUCUCGAUAGCUUGGAAGACAAUCACAAGUCGGAUCGUGUUUUCUCGACCACGAAGAGUGCCGGCGCGGAGAGCGACGGCUGCCCGUUGCCGCCGGCGAAACGAAAGAAGCACUCCAAAUCGCCGGCGAGGUCGAGGAAAGCGAGCGACAGUGCGAACAACCCGGUGAACAAGCAAAAGAGCAAGCAGUCGAGCACAGAGAAAUCGAAGAACCGCACGACAUCCGCGAGCAACAAGGACUCGAAGGAGCGCAAGUCGUCCAAUGGGAAGCGCGACUCUGACGACGAGGAACUGAAGACCACCAAGUCGUGGAACAAAGUGGAAGAGGGUGUAGGGCUCGCGAUCGGCCGGCGGAAACGCACCGCUGCCCUUCAGCUGUACUACUGGUCCAGUUCAAGCGACGAGGAAGAACCUGAACCUGAGCCAGUAGUCGUACCCGAGGAGGAGGAAGAGGACGAUCGGCAAGAGCAGCACGGCUGGAUAGUGGGCGACUCGCACAAGCGAAUGAUCACGAUGUUGGCGAUGGAGAAGCAGUUGAAGGAGAAGCGACGUAGGAGCGAGGACGAGAUCGAGUCCGGCAAAGCGAAGAGCAAGAAGCACAGAAAUAGCACCUCUUGAUACGUGUUUCAUGAUUAAGAACGACGACGCGAAAGAACGUCGAGCGGAGUGAACGCGAUGACUAAGUCAUGUUUUUCUAGGAAAAAUCCGGACUGCAAAGAUGAGAGAGAGCGCGAAACGAAAAGGAGGAACACGAUGAAGAAGGGUGAAAAGGGAACGAUUUUAUCCCUGCAUGUCUCCUCGAGCGAGCGUUGCGCUUCUCUACUUUCUCUCGUCUCCGGUUGUGUUUAGAUAGAUACGAUGAGGAACCACGCGCGAUUUACGGCCAGAAGUUAUUUGUUGUGAGUUCUUUGUAUUCUCUUUUCCUUCCUACCUUCUUUCACUUCCUCUCCAUUGUUUUCUUUAUUUCUCCUUUUUUCUCAGAUAUCACGUUACACCGCGAACAUCGAGCGAGUACGAGAAUGAUUUAGAAUGUAAUUCCUUUCCUGUGGAAGCAAGUGGGAAAGAUAUAAGAUGUAUAUAUAGAGACUGCUUGGCGUUAGGAUAUACAGUUAGCGAUUAGAAGAGUAUUCUGUCGCACUCUAUAAGAUUAUUAUAAUUUCGAGGACUUACAAGAAUACCGCAAGUAACGCGAAUUUAGACUGAAUGUGUGACAAGUAGCGGAGAACAAAGUGGGCACCCUUAGACAAUACUAGGACAUUUGUAACGUUUAGUUAAACGUAGGGGAGUUCCCUCGCGACGCGGGUAGCGAUGAGUCGGGAGGGAAGGUGGUGAGGCGGGAGUGAAAAAUAUUGAGAGAUUCAGCCAGCCGCUUACUUAGGAAAGGACAACGUAAAACCGGGUCCAAUCGAGUUUAGCGCUUCUGCCAGCUUUUCGUAACUCGUGAAACGUAUUCCUCCGUAUUCUUGCAUAUUCUUACAUAUUCAUACGUAUUCUUACAUAUCGCAGGGUGGCGUGAAAACAUUUCGGAGACGAUACCGAGAGUAACCUUUGCUCGAGCGAAUGAAACAGGCGAAUUUCUUUUGACUUUCGCACGUUGUUGUUUUUACGAACUUUUCUAGAUCUCAAACUCGCGCGUUCGGCCGACACGGGGCCACGUUUAGUCGACAAAAGAUAUGGAAAAACAAAUAAAGGAAGAUACACACAUGCUAAGCGUGCGUGCGCGCGCGCAUUCGGCGAACACGGACGUUAUUCUUUUUCCUUUCGUACUCGCCUCGUGCACAUAAUAUAAGUAUGUAGAUUUUCGUAUAUUACAAGAAAAAUCGUUAUACAUGUUACACGCAAGCGAAAGAAAUUAUUAAAAAAAAAAAAGAACGAUUAUAGACUUUAAUGUAAAUGUACUGCCAUAAUCAUAUAUAUUAUACGAAAGCCUAUGCGCGCGAGAUAGCGAUUAAUAUUAUUCCUGUAAAAAUUUAAAAUAAAAAAAUCUCUAGCACAAAAAAGUAGGUAACGACCCAAUGUAAAUAGAGCAUAUUUUCAAUGUGUCUGGAAAAGUAUGUUUUGUAAUAUAAGGAUUGCAAAGGAAAAUAAAAUUAUUCAACAA